GUGAUUUUGAAUUUUAGGUCUUGUGCGGUGAAAAAUGUUCAAAAACCUCAAACAUUAGUACGAUAUUAGUAGGAGUUAGUUAAGCAAAUCAAAGUGGUUAGUAGUGGUUAGUCGAAAAAAUCAAUAUAAAGCUAAUUUUCUAUUGUUUGUUAAACUAGGGUAGUGGAACAUAUUAUCAUCCCACUCGAAAUAACUAUAUAGUAGUGAAAGUGACACGAAAACGAAAAAGUUUUGUUCGGACGCCAUCACCAUUCCCGAACAAAGGACCCCGGACAGUAACCCGAGCGUGGGUUCAGCGAGAAGCCAUUUUGCCAUUUUGCCAAGCUGCCAAACCCACAACCGAAGCCAACGGACACAUGGAUGGACAAUCCCCCUACCAUACUCUUGGCCAUCACUCCGACCACCUUUGGGAAGUUCGCCGAUAGUGCUUCAGGCCCCCGGCCGGAAUCGGGAACUUCGCCACUUGGACUCCUGGUUGAGACCCUCGGCCACUGUUGAGAUUUCCGUCAACCGUUUCCAGGCUAUAACGCCCACAACCGGUAUCGCCACUGAAAUCCUCCAUCAACCCGGAAGCUGUUCACCGCCGGCCCGCCCUGGCGCCGCCGCAGUCCUGCACUACCACCAACGAGACACGCACCGACCAAAAUACCAAAAACCCAAAACCCAAACCGCAAGUACAUUGUGACGUCACAUAAUUUGUUUGUAAUUGCCAUGGCCAAAUUGUAUGUAUAAUUGUAAUCCUAGGUAAAAUUGUUUAGUUAAUAUAUCGCUAUGCAUGUAUAUUUGCUCGUUCAAAUUCAUUAUGAAGUGUAAGAAGAAUUACUACGUUUCUAUUUUCUUCCGUAAUUUCGAACCCACAAAGGGGUUUUUCAUGCCUUUCUCCCCUGUGCGUUCCAAUUAGAAAUCUUUUUGUAGAGUUGCCUUUGAGUUUUCAAAUCAUAAGAAAGUGUUAUUGAGUUCCGUCGAUCGUUGUUAUGCUGUUGGAUUUACCUUAAAAGUGAGUUCCUUCUGGAGGUGAAUUCUGUGUGUGCUUAGGAGUUUGUUGUACCGAUUUCACUUCAACCGACCCUGGAGAUUUCCGCUGAGCAUAGUUCAAGGGGGUUAUAAAUUGGCGCCCAACAUAAAAGUAUUAGAAUAACAAAUUUCUUCAAAUCGGUUUCAACAUCUUUUCGCACCCGUGAGAAGGAGGAGGAAAACAGUUGUAUCUGUUUUGAGGACGUUGCGUUCUCGGAACGACAAUCAAUUAGGUUUAUUUUUCAAUUUGUAUUUGCUAUUCUUGUUGAGAUUCCAUUGGGAGACCCCCGGUGCGAGCAUAAAAUAUUCAGCUGGUUUUGUUUACAUUCAGAUAGUUAGCAUAGUCAAUCAUCAAUCAAUUUAUCAAUGUUUUUAGGUGAUUUAGAAGAUUUUUCGUGGAUCUUGAAGCUGUUCAGGUGGUAACAGGUGAGCCCCAGAGUCACAAAGGCCGUUUUUAAACCCGUCCUGGAGUCCGGUUGUUCAAAAUCGCGACUGAGAAGGGUGAGUACCGGUGGAUAUCAGAGUGAGUCUGGAAAGGGCACAGACGUUGAUCUGGCCGUGGUUCGAGCAUCUGUUACAUCCUGAACACUUCAGUGACACGCAAAGUUUUCUAAUGAUGGAUUCGGAAUUCGAGAUGAAAUAUCGAACCCUUCUGGUGCACCACUUAGAGAAGGAGGAGGUAGAGUUUGAACUGGAUGUUAGAGCAGUACCUUUUGAAAAGGCAGAAAAUGUGGGUGUUUUAAGAAGGCGGUUGAGAGAAGCUUUGAAGAGGGACAAAGCAGAGGAGAUGUUAGUAGAUUUUGCGAAAUGCCAGCAUCGGUCAAUAGACAACGAAAUAAAAUUGAUCGACGCGAACGUUAAACAAAUAACCGAUUUUCUAGAGAAGAAGCGCAGUUUUGAAGGGGUUAAGGAUUCCCUGAAGACACGUUUAGUCCACUACUUUGCACGAUGUUCGGCAAUCCAAGCAGCAGCCGACAAAGAUGAUGAUUUAGAGGAUUUAGACAAGCUGUUAACUACAGUUCGUCAACUUUAUAAUACAUAUUUCACAAUUUUCUCUCCGAUGGACUCUAUCCGUAAUGAGGUCAUGCUGCAAAUUUCAAAUUCCUUAGCUCAGCUACAGGUAGCUCAGGCAGGAACAUCCGGACCGGCAAAACAGGUUCAGAGUAGGUCUCAGGGGACACAAACGGAAGAUGAUUUAGGAUCUCAGGAAGAGGAACGGUCGAGCGGUGUAUUCCCUCCGGCUAGACGACAGCUCAGGUCAAAUUUAGCCUCCAGAAAAGAUCUCGCUUCUUCGUUCAAUAUUCCAUCGUCGGUUCAACAACCUUCGGGUUCGGGAUUAAAUUCUCGCCGAAGCGAGGAGAACGAGAUAUUUCUAAAUCGUUAUGACUUGUCAGGAAGGAGUCGUAAUCCAUUAGGCAAGGGUAAUGCUUCUGAUACUGAAUCGGAUUCUUCAAGGUCACAGUCCCCGCCUAGUAGGCGUAGAUCCAGACACGUUAGGUCCAGCGUAAAGCGUAGUAGACCAGUCUCAGACUGGAACUUACGGUACGAUGGUAGAGAUGGUGGCCAAGGGUUGAUGCGAUUCAUAAAGGAAGUAGAAUUCUACGCCAAAUCGGAGAACGUCUCCGAAAAGGAAUUAUUCCGUUCCGCCAUACAUUUGUUUGCAGGCGCAGCAAAAAUUUGGUUCAUGUCAGGAGUUGAAAACGGGGACUUCUCCUCGUGGAAGGAACUCGUAACGGAAAUGAAAAGGGAAUUUUUGAGUCCGGACCAUGACCACGUUAGUGAGUUUAGGGCCAUAGAACGGAAGCAGAAACACAAGGAGAAAUUCCAGGAUUUCUUCUUCGACAUGCAAAAAUUGUUCAAUUCUCUCACGAAACCCAUUUCUGAGCGGAAGAAGUUUGAAAUUGUCUUCAGAAACCUCAGAGCGGACUACAAAGGAUAUGUGGUAGCCGCAAACAUAGAUAAUCUCGCAGAUUUAAAACCUUUUGGCCGCAAAUUGGACGCCACUUUCUGGUACAAAUACGAGAACCGCAGUACGGAGGAAAGCUCCAAGGCUCGGAAUCAAAUUAGCGAAUUAAAGACACAUCCUAAGUCAAAACCGACAGGGGCUGUGAGUCGUCCUACGAAAAACUUAGCUGAGCAGAAACCUCUCAAUAAGACUGAUGAAGAUAAAAAUGCGCGGAAACCGUCACCUGAGCAAGGUGAGGGUAACCAGAAGCAGAACAAUAGUGCCCAUGAUAAAGGAUUGCAAAUCCUGGUUGAGAAGUACGUUCCUCCCAAGCCUGGCGUAUGUUUCAAUUGUAGACUUCCUGGGCACCAUCAGACGGACUGUGAUCGUCCUAAACAUAAAUUUUGUUUUAGAUGCGGCUUUCUUAACGUUGAGACGAAAGAAUGUCCGUUCUGUGCAAAAAACGCAUAA
Messenger RNA from Aedes albopictus (Asian tiger mosquito), 3430 nucleotides. RefSeq lists its product as uncharacterized. Bases 1628 to 3430 code for a protein of 600 amino acids. The record is from RefSeq and is a predicted model, not a curated record. Gene Ontology annotation, molecular function: nucleic acid binding; zinc ion binding. The transcript is spliced from 2 exons. NCBI's taxonomy places the organism in Eukaryota, Metazoa, Arthropoda, Insecta, Diptera, Culicidae.